GUACUCUCUCUCUCCGCCGUCUCUUUCUCUCUCUAGGUUUUUUUCGGCAAACGGAAGGAAAAAAAAUAUGGGUGGUAAUUCGCCCUGUGCGUCGUGCAAACUCCUCCGGCGACGGUGCGCCAGAGACUGCAUUUUUGCUCCCUAUUUUCCCUCUGAUGACCCCCACAAGUUUGCUAUUGUUCAUAAAGUUUUUGGUGCUAGCAAUGUCAGCAAAAUGUUGCAGGAACUGCCAGUGCAGCAAAGGGGCGACGCGGUGAUGAGUUUAGUUUAUGAGGCAAGUGCAAGAGUGAGGGACCCAGUUUAUGGUUGUGUAGGGGCAAUUUCGUACUUACAAAAUCAAGUCUCACAAUUACAAAUGCAAUUGGCUGUUGCUCAAGCUGAGAUUCUUUGCAUCCAAAUGCAACAAGACCACCCCGUUUUCCCAAAUUGCCCUCAGAUCCACUCCGAUGACAAACCGCCCUCUCUUCUACUACCGCCGCCGUCUCCUCCGCCGUCUCAGUGCCUCAAUUUUGCUUCCUCUCCCAAUGUAAUUUAUGACACCAUUUUUGGACAUGACAUAGUUUCUUAA
This is a messenger RNA of Benincasa hispida (wax gourd), 568 nucleotides long. Its product is annotated as LOB domain-containing protein 12-like. NCBI's taxonomy places the organism in Eukaryota, Viridiplantae, Streptophyta, Magnoliopsida, Cucurbitales, Cucurbitaceae. The record is from RefSeq and is a predicted model, not a curated record.